Molecule: messenger RNA, 961 nt
Organism: Heterotrigona itama
Lineage: Eukaryota; Metazoa; Arthropoda; Insecta; Hymenoptera; Apidae
Source: the annotation of a GenBank genome assembly
AUGUCACGUAAUUAUCCUAAUUGUCAUAUUCGGCUUAUUUUUCAUUGAUCUCAAUGGAUUACAAGCAUCUGUCUCUGCAUGGCAUUUCUAGUCGUAUAACAACAAAAAUGUGUACUUUGUUAUAAAAUUCCAAUAUCUCAACACUAAGUUGUUCUUCGAAAAUUUUACAAAAUGUUCGUGUUACAAACAUCUUGUUUCGAUACUAAGAUGAAAAUUGUUGUUUUUUGUCUACAAUUCGAAUAUUAUUUCAACAUAACCUAUAACGCUGUCUCAAUUUGAAAUCUUACUUAAUAAUUGUGUCAUGUGAUUAUUUUAAUUAGUGGUGAAUUUUCUAAGCAUAGAAUUUAUUGCUAUAUAAUUUCAAAUUUUAUAAGUAUGAUUUUUUUCUAUUAGAAAUGGCAGAUAUAUCUGCUGAUCCAAAGGCCAAAACAAAAACAAUUAAGAAACCAAAGGAGAAGUCAGUAGAGCCUCCUCCUUUGAAAAAGAGACCUUUUAAAAGGCAUGGACGUCUUUACGCUAAGGCUAUUUUCACUGGAUAUAAACGUGGACUUCGUAAUCAACAUGAACAUACAGCAUUACUUAAAGUUGAGGGAGCUAGAACUAAACGGGAUUCAGACUUUUACGUAGGAAAACGUUGUGUUUAUGUAUAUAAGGCGAAAAAUAAGACACCUGUUCCUGGAAAAAAAAGUAGGAAAACUAAAGUUAGGGCUAUUUGGGGUAAAGUAACUCGACCACAUGGAACCAGUGGUUCAGUACGUGCUAAAUUUAAGAGGAAUCUGCCAGCCAAAGCUAUGGGUCACCGUAUCAGAAUUGUAAGUUUCAUAAUUUAUUUAUUUUGUAUGGCAUAAAUAUAAAUUUGUUAAUACUAUUAUUUUAUUACAGAUGUUGUAUCCCAGUCGAAUAUAAAUACAAAUUUUUAUUGUAUAAAAUAAACAAAUAAAUACUAGCCUUUGCUACUACA